GAAUUCGAACUAAGAAGGAUAUUGCUUUAAAGAUGGAGUUUUCCUAGCCAUGCUUGCUACUCAAAUGAAAUCCAUGUUUCCCACAUUUGAAGUCGUUUGAAUGAAUGGAAUCGAUGCUUCCGGUCAGCCGCAGUUUUCUGAAUAGAUGGAGUCGAACUAAACAUGAAUGCUCUGGAUUCUGUUUUAUAUAUUCUCCUGCAGUCCUGCUCACUCAAUUUUGCAUGAAUGUUCAAGGAUAAAGUCACGAUAAGAAGUUAAGAACCUUUUGCCCUCACCCUACUUCUCUCGCAGCCACGCUGACGAUAGCCUCAACCAAUAGUCCAAGUACCACAGACUCUACCUUUCAGGUAAGCUCCAUCAUCACCAUCCACCUUUGUAGUCAGUCGUCCACCACCACUGUCCAUCUCCGAGACUACCCCUGUUCUCUCUCUCUCUCUCUCUCACUUUCCAUUCUCACUCCAUCUUUUUACUCUUCUGUCUUCUUCAUCCCCAGUGACCUCACACUCACCAUUACCGCUAUCUUCUUCAUCUCCGACCACCUUUACGACUACCGUCGAUUCUUUUCCCCCUGCCUGCAAUCAUCCGACAGUCGCCCCCUCUAUUAGCCUGAACCACUCGCCACCUACUCUCCUAUCUCCCCUUCUCUCCUGCUUGGUUCUCUCUCCGCAAUGCAGCUUCACUAGAACACCACUGCUGCAACUCCACCUAUGGUCACUCCAUACUCCUUUCUCUCCCUCUCUUUUUGCUGAUACCCCCCUUUCUCUCUCUAUCCACUGCAGCUAUUUCCGUUCUACCGAAAUUACCAUAUUACCACCCCUCUGAUCAUCUCCAUCAACUAAACAGCGCCCCCACCCCAUCAUCCAUCUCUCUCAGCCUUCUCCCUCAUCACAGGCCAUCAUCGUCUUCGCUUCACCAUUGCUAUCCUUCUGUAACUUCUCUCUCCGACGCUCUUCACUCUCUCCCUACUCCCUCUGUCGGUCAUCACCACUCCCAUCUGGGAAGAAUCCACUAACUCUGCAGUCUCACCCACACCCUCCUUUAUCUCUCUGUAUUUCAUUCGAAACUCAAAUACCCCAUUGCCCAAUUCCCAACUCUGCAACCUUUCACCCGACGACCUCCUAUGCCUGCCAUCGUUGUCAAAACGCAUCUCACCUCUGUUUUUUUUUCCUGUUUUUCCUCUCGGCCACCAUCCCUGCUGCUUCAUUUCUUGCCCUGACCCUGAGAAAGUGCUGCUAGCUCAGAUAAAAUAACUCCGAUACAGAGAAGUUGCAACUUAUCCUGGUCAAGUCUCUGCAUCAAUCUAUCGAAACCCAGCCUCUUCUCCCAAACCGAACAUUUCUGUGAUCCCAGGAAUCUCAUUUGCUAGUCCAUAUUAUGCAUCGAGGCACCUCCUCCCAAUUUCCUUAUAAACUACAUUGUCAAAUUAUAAUGGUUGUAUUCGUGUCAAGUCUCUGCAUCAAAUGUUUAUUGGUUGACUUCUAACUGGAUGCGUUUUUGUCAAAUGCUUCUAGCGGUUGUUUAACCUCCUCCCCUACGGGUAUAUAUCUGCUGAUAUUCUGAACCGAGGGAACCCAUUGGUAUGCUUCCAAUGCGCAUAACAAAAAUUGUCCUUCAAUCCACCAAAAUUAGUGCCAACACAUGAACCAUAUAGAAAAGAGGAUAAAACACUUGUUGGAUAGGUAGAAGUGUGUAGCUCAAGCAUGGAGCAGAACAUGUUGCAGAUGUUUGAAGUGGGUCCUUGUGAAGAUGCUUACCAAAUGGGCUUUCUCAUAGGUCAGAGGUUCUCCAACCUGAUAAAAAGCAGGUUGAAAACGGACCUCAUCCUUCAAAAUCAGCUUCUCCCUUUUUCCUGCUCUCCACAGUCGCAGUCACUCAUCAGGACACUCUCUGAUGCUAAUAGGAAGAAGUUUCCGAGGUACUGGGAUGAACUCAUAGGUACUGCAGAAGGGAGUGGCGUGCCAGUUCUUGAUAUAAUAUUACUGAACUUUAGAAAGGAGAUUCUACCUUUCAUUCCAAAGGCAACAACAGAAGAAGCAGACACCAUUGAUGACUGUUCUGAUAUUCUUGUAGCAAGUGAUUCCAUGGCUGUUGUGUGCCACAACGAAGACGCAAAUGUUGCAUUAAUUGGCCACACUUAUCUGGUCAAAGCACAACUGUCAAAUGGCCUAUCGUUUGCUGCUUACACAUAUGCAGGAGAGCUCCCAAGCUGUGCAUUUGGGUUCAACAGCAAUGCACUGGCAUUUACUCUAAACUCAGUACCUCCAUCAGAGGCGGAAAUUGUACCUGGUGGCAUUGGACGGAACUUUAUUUCUCGAGACCUGCUUGAAGCUACCGACCUUGAUGAUGCAUUAAGUCGACUCCAAUUAUCAGAAGCAUCUGUGGGUCAUAGCUAUAAUCUAGUUGACAUGAGAAGGCGUAAGAUCUUGAAUGUUGAAACUGCUUCAAGGAAUCGAAUUUCAGUUUAUGAGGUUGGGAUGACACCCUUUUUCCAUGCAAACAUGUAUCUCCACCUUAAGGUAGAACAGGUACAUGAUGAUAACUCUAUAAGCAGACAAAGAAGAGCGUCUGAGCUAUCAAAGCAGUCAAAAGCUGAUUUUCUCUCACUUCUUGGAGAUACGCAGGAUGAGAAACAUACCAUCUACAUGGCAGGUCCAACACUCUACACAUUAUGUACAGCAGUGAUUGAUCUGGAUGAACAAACAUUAUCCAUCAUUCAAGGAAACCCAAAGAAUGGAGAGAUUUCUCAUGUAUUUUCGAUGUCUUCAAAGAAAUUUGAUGUGCUGCAAUAACAGCCCUCACUUGGUGGUUCCAUGAAGGCAUUCCCAACUUUGUUCUUCUCAGAACCCACUUCCAAUAUUACUCACAUCAAUGCACGUUAUGGCUGUCAUUGGCAUUUCCAACCAAGCAAGUUACUUGGAUUUAUAAUAUUCUGUUAAAUAUCGAACUUGAGUGCAUAUGAGAAAGGCGGUUAUACCUUGCCACGGA
This is a messenger RNA of Nelumbo nucifera (sacred lotus), 2985 nucleotides long. RefSeq lists its product as uncharacterized. Lineage: Eukaryota; Viridiplantae; Streptophyta; Magnoliopsida; Proteales; Nelumbonaceae. The record is from RefSeq and is a predicted model, not a curated record.